Austrofundulus limnaeus is the source of this 1123-nucleotide messenger RNA. It is a transcript of the gene psmb11b, whose product is annotated as proteasome 20S subunit beta 11b. Bases 1 to 1107 code for a protein of 368 amino acids. NCBI's taxonomy places the organism in Eukaryota, Metazoa, Chordata, Actinopteri, Cyprinodontiformes, Rivulidae. The record is from RefSeq and is a predicted model, not a curated record. Gene Ontology annotation, cellular component: proteasome core complex; cytoplasm. The transcript has a single exon.
AUGGCUUUGGAGGACCUGUGCAAUUUUGAUGAUGUUUUCCAUCCAGAAACAUUUUCAGCGUCAGCAGGGAAAAAGAAAGGUUGUAGCUAUGCAACCAAUUUGCCCUUCAGGAAUAACACAAGUCUGCUACAUUUUUACAUACCAGUGGCAGAGUAUUUGGAUGAAAGCCCAAUACAGUUUGGGCAAAUCAACCUGAUGCAGAGCUCAAGUGCCAUCUCAUCUCAAGAGUGCCUCUUAACACCCUCCUGCGUGCCCACAAGCUUUCCGUUCGCUUCCUCUCAGCCUGUACCUCUUCCCUUCCCCAUGUCUCAUGGGACCACCACCUUGGCGUUCAUGUUUCAGGGCGGGGUCCUGGCUGCAGCAGACACUCGUUCCAGCUGCUCCGGCCUGGUGGCGUGCCCGGCCUCCCAGAAGAUCCUGCCCAUUCACAGCCACUUGGUGGGCACCACCUCCGGAACAUCAGCCGACUGYGCUCUUUGGAAGCGCAUACUGUCUCGAGAACUGCGGCUUUACCAGCUGCGCUACGGCCGCCGCUUGUCCACGAGUGGAGCUGCCAAACUGCUUUCACACAUGCUUCACCCCUUUAAGGGAACUGAGCUCUGUGUAGCUGCUACACUAUGUGGGUGGGACGGAGGAGAGCAAGAUGAUGGAUGUCCUGACAGUAACUCGGAAACAACAAAAACUCAAAACACUGACCAGGAAAUGACUGCAGAUGCCUCAAGCAGCUCAAAGAAGAAAAGAAGUUUGUCUGGACCCAGCCUGUUUUAUGUAUGCAGCGAUGGUACUCGUCUACAGGGGACACUCUUCUCUGUGGGUUCAGGAUCCCCCUACGCCUAUUCCAUCCUGGACCAAGGAGUUCAGUGGGGUCUGACAGUGAAGGAGGCCACAUCAAUAGCUCGAGAAGCUGUGUUCAGAGCCACCUACAGGGAUGCAUACUCAGGAAACUGUGUGGACAUCUAUCACAUCACCUCAAAAGGAUGGACUCGCCGGACGCGCGAGGACCUGAAAGAGGAACAUUACAGAGAAAAGGAGAGGCGACGAGUUGAGAGGGAGACACGGCACAAAUUUCUCCCAGCAAACACAUGCAGCAAACAAGAAACWUCUUGAGAAAAGAAAAGCAAAC